CACUGUUUGGACUCGGACACUUUUCAGAAUUUCAUUGUGCCGAUUGAGACCAGGACGAGUUUGGACACAAAGGGGACAUCGCCAUGACCACUGAAUACCACGACAACAUGGAGGACGACAGCAGCUCGUUCUGGAACAAAGAACCUCGGCCAGGCCCGUUAUCCAGAGUGUCCAGGUCCAGACGUUGGUUGUUCAUGGGUCUGGGUGCUGCGGUGAUCUUGAUCCUCAUCAUAGUGGUGUCAGUUACCAACACACAGACCAUGAGCAGACUGUCAUAUGUGGACACAACUGUUUCCAACCUUACGAAGUCACAGAGCUCCACCCAGCAGCUGUCCAAAGAAACAGCUAAAGGUGUUCAGAGACUGAAGUUUGCUGUGGAGAGCAACAAGGACCAGCUGACCUCAGUUUCUGAGGCUCUGAAGCAGCUGUCAGCUCUGGACACCAUCAGCAGGACGGUCGCCAACCUUAAAUGUACCAUGGAGCGCUACAUGAACAACGGUACGACCUCAGCCGGCUGCUGUCCUCUCGGCUGGGAGAACUUAGGAACCAGCUGUUACUUCUUCAGCAAGACAACCAUGCCCUGGCACGAUGCACGAGACUGGUGCAACGGACACGAGUCUCACCUGGUCAUACUGAUGAGCGACGACGAAUGGACCUUUGUCACCAGAAUGGCCUCCGGUAAUUUCUACUGGAUCGGUCUAUCUGAUGAGAAGUCAGGACAGUGGGAGUGGGUCAACGAGACGCCUUACGUCAUGAACCGCAGACGCUGGAAACCCGGGCAGCCUGACAGCUGGACCGGUCAUGGUCUCGGUUCUGGGGAUGAAGACUGUGCGCACCUUCACAACGAUGGACGCCUGAACGACCUUCACUGCUCCACCAGACUGCCCUUCAUCUGUCAGAGACACACUCAGGACAUGUGAACACCCCCAGCAGCUGCUGUGUCCUCAGGGUGUCUCUGCUGUGUCCUCAGGGUGUCUUUGCUGUGUCCUCAGGGUGUCUCUGUACCUCAAACACUUUUAUUAAAGAGCCUCUUCAUAUUGUACUGCUUAAACUUGGACAUCAAUAAAAUCUCAUUAUUUCUA
Nematolebias whitei (Rio pearlfish) is the source of this 1082-nucleotide messenger RNA. RefSeq names its product asialoglycoprotein receptor 1. The record is from RefSeq and is a predicted model, not a curated record. Lineage: Eukaryota; Metazoa; Chordata; Actinopteri; Cyprinodontiformes; Rivulidae. Gene Ontology annotation, molecular function: signaling receptor activity.